GCAUCCUAGAAUGACUUCUGGUACAAUUUAUGCUGAGAUUCAUAAUCAAUAAUUAUAUAACAUUAGAAUACUUUAAAGAUAUUUGAUGCAUUGGGGUGCUUAUGUGAAAUGGAACAGACCCAUAGACCACAAAAUAAUAGAAGCUUUUGGCUUCAACAGAAGAUGGCCAACAUGCUGAGAUCGUGGCUGAUGCUCGCAGCGCUCCUCGUUUGCUUGCUGGUGUGUUGGAGCAGCUUCGCGGACGCAUACCCUCCCAAACCGGAGAGCCCAGGGAGCAAAGCCUCACCGGAGGACUGGGCCAAGUACCACGCAGCCGUCAGGCAUUAUGUCAACCUUAUCACCAGGCAGAGGUAUGGGAAGAGGUCAACCCCUGAGCAGGCGAUGGCGUGGCUGCUGUUUGGGGCUGAUUCAAGUCAAGACACUGAACCACGCUUGGAGUAUAGUGAUCAGUGGUAAAACAGACUCCCACUGACCUUUGUGACUCUCCCUGUUUAAUUACUUAAUGUGCAUGCAAAUCUGUCUCUGUUUGUCUGCCUCUGCCAGCAUAGUCAUUUGUUCUUUGGCCAACAAUGUAAAUAAUUUGUAUUAAAAUCAAGCUAUUUCAAAUGGAAUAAAGUGGUUGAUUUG
Messenger RNA from Monopterus albus (swamp eel), 627 nucleotides. RefSeq names its product peptide YYb (gene pyyb). Gene Ontology annotation, cellular component: extracellular region. Lineage: Eukaryota; Metazoa; Chordata; Actinopteri; Synbranchiformes; Synbranchidae. Bases 109 to 456 code for a protein of 115 amino acids. The transcript is spliced from 4 exons. The record is from RefSeq and is a predicted model, not a curated record. Gene Ontology annotation, molecular function: neuropeptide hormone activity; neuropeptide Y receptor binding. Gene Ontology annotation, biological process: feeding behavior; neuropeptide signaling pathway.